AGGCCGGCAAACGCCACAUCAGUUUUUCGCCUUAAAUUAAAUUAGUAUAAAAUAGUCAACGUUAAGCAUUAAAAACAAGUGCACAAGCAUUCGCGUAGUUGUGCAGAAAAGGCCAAAAAUAAUAUUUGUAUGAUUUGCGACAUGUGCGCGUAACAAUCACAGAUAAACACACAUACAGACACGUACAUUUUGUAUACCAAGAUGCUGUGGCAAAGUACCUUGUGUGUUUUGCUGGCAAUUGCAGUAGCGCCAACAAGAGCUGAAUCCAGUCAAAGCUAUCCCAUAACUACGCUAAUCAAUGCCAAAUGGAUGCAGACACCGCUGUAUUUAGAGAUAGCGGAGUAUCUGGCAGACGAGCAAGCGGGUUUGUUUUGGGACUAUGUCAAAGCGGCAACAGAAUUGGACACGCCUCUCAAUGAAUAUGAUACUGAGUCAAAGCAAUACAAUGCUGCACUAAAAUUGGUGCGUGCGCAUCUGAGCGAACCACAGCUGCCACUACUGAAGCUCGUGGUGUCCAUGCAUAGUCUAACGCCGCGCAUACAGACGCAUUUUCAGUUGGGUGAUGAACUGCGUGCCGCAGGUUCUUGCAAGAGCGACAUUUAUGCUCAAGUGGGAACUGAGUUGGCUUGCAGCUAUACUGAACUGUCGAAGAAGCUAAAGCUGCCCAACGCAGCUGACAGUUUAGAUGCGAGUGUGGAUAGCUAUAGCUUCGAUCACAUCUAUCCAGGCAGCGACAACAAUACGCGUACUGUGGUGCUCUAUGCUGAUUUGGGCAGCGCUGGCUUCCGUACGUAUCACAAGCUGCUGGAACACGCAGCCAAUGCGGGUAAAGUGCGCUACUUGCUGCGCCAUCAGCUGGCUAAGCGUAGCGAGAAACCAGUACGCUUGUCCGGCUACGGCGUGGAGUUGCAUCUAAAGUCUACAGAGUACAAGAGUCAAGAUGAUGCGCCCAAGCCCGAGGCAGGCGCUGGCAGCAACACUGACAACGAAGAACAAGCUAACGAAACUGAUGUACAGGGCUUAGACUUCAAAGUGCUCAAGGCUAAGCAUCCAAUGCUCAAGCGUGCAUUGGACCAGCUGCGUCAGCGUCUGCUGCAAGGCAACGACGACAUUGCGCCCCUCAAGGCCUGGGAGUUUCAAGAUCUGGGUCUGCAGGCUGCUGCCGCCAUAGCAGAAAUCCAAGGCGAUGAAGCGCUGCAGCUGCUGCAGUAUACAGCUCAUAAUUUCCCUAUGCUGGCGCGCACGCUGUUGGCACACAAAGUAACGGAAGAUCUGCGUGCUGAGAUCAAGCACAAUUCGGAGGCGCUUGGACGCAGCCUGAACGUGGCGCCACCAGAUGGCGCUUUGUUUGUGAACGGCUUGUUCUUCGAUGCGGACACCAUGGAUUUGUACAGCUUGGUGGAGACGCUGCGUGCCGAGACACGCGUGCUGGAGAGUCUGCAUGCCAACGAUGUGCGCGGCAGCUUGGCCAGCGCCCUGCUGGCAUUGGACUUGAACAGCGCCAGCAAGCGAGAGUUCGCCAUUGAUAUACGCGAUACGGCCGUGCAGUGGAUCAACGAUAUAGAGCAGGAUGCGCAGUACAGACGCUGGCCAGCAUCUGUGAUGGAUCUGCUGCGUCCAACGUUUCCAGGCAUGCUGCGCAACAUACGUAAGAACGUGUUCAACUUGGUGCUAGUGGUCGAUCCCUUGCAACCUGAGGCACGUAGUGUCAUCAAGCUAGCCGAAUCGUUUGUCAUACACCAGGCACCCAUACGCCUGGGUUUGGUCUUUGAUGCACGCGCCCAAGAGGCCAACACUGCAGACGAUUACGUGGCUCUGGCCUGCGCCUUUAACUACAUCAGCCAGAAGAAGGACGCACGUGCAGCACUCAGUUUCCUCACAGAUGUUUACGCUGCUGUGGGCGAGACCAGCGCUGUUACCAAGGCGCACAUUGUCAAGCAGCUGGGCAAGGAGUUUAGCUCGCUGAGCAGCAGCAAGAUACGCGAGAUGCUUGCUGAAGACUCGGACUACGAUUAUGGCCGCAAGCUGGCUGAAGAGUUUGUGCAGCGCUUGGGCUUUGCCGCCGUACGCCAGCCACAGGCGCUGCUCAAUGGUGCACCCAUGCCGAGCAACAUUGUGGGCAGCGACAGCGACUUUGAGGAGGCCAUCUUUACAGAGAUUAUGAGCCAGACGACGGCGCUGCAGAAGGCUGUUUACCGCGGCGAACUUAGCGACGCCGAGAAUAUGAUGGACUAUCUAAUGAAUCAACCACAUGUUAUGCCGCGUCUGAAUCAGCGCAUACUCAGCCAGGAGGAUGCCAAGUUUCUGGACAUUAACGGCGUUCCCUCCAUGCAGCUGGGCAAUGCUGCUGCAUUGAACAAACUGUCCAAUCGCGACAUGACCGCCACGCUUAUGAACAAUCUCCGGUACUUUGGCGGCAAACAGAGCACAGAACGCAUUGGAAAAGCCGAACUGCAGUUCCUGACCAUCUGGGUGUUUGCCGAUCUGGAGACGACUGAGGGUCGUGCACUGCUAUUACAUGCACUGGACUAUGUCAAGGGUGGCCAAAGCGUGCGUGUUGCCUUCAUACCCAAUACUGAGGGCGCCAGCGACAAGCGCAGUCUGAAUCGCCUUGUCUGGGCUGCUAUGCAAACCCUGGAGCCUGCGCAGGCAACGGAUCAAGUGCUGAAGUGGCUGCGUUUGCAGCCAAGCAAGCGCAUUGAUGACAUACCCAAGCAGCUGGAGGAUAUACUGGGCAGCACCGAGUUGCAUAUGAAGAUGAUGCGCGUCUAUGCGCAACGUGUGCUCGGCUUGGCCAAAUCCCAGCGUCUCAUCAUUGGCAAUGGCCGCCUCUAUGGACCACUGCGCUCGGAUGAGAGCUUCGACAGCGCUGACUUUGCGCUGCUGGCGCGCUACAGCGAUUUGCAAUAUGGUGACAAAGUGCGCGAAGUGCUUAAGCAAUCAGCCAGCGAGGUGGGCGAUAGCUUCACUAGCGAUACGCUGCUUAAGCUUUACGCCAGCCUGCUGCCGCGCCAAACCAAGACGCGCUUCAAGCUGCCCACUGAUCUGAAGACAGCGCAUUCUGUGGUCACGCUGCCCGCCAAGCAGCAGCAGCUGCCACACUUUGACAUUGUUGCCGUGCUGGAUCCCGCCUCCAGAGCAGCCCAGAAACUAACGCCGUUGCUCAUUCUGCUGCGCCAGACGCUCAACUGUCAGCUGCAGCUUUACCUUACACCCGUGCCCCAGCACAGCGACAUGCCUGUCAAGAACUUCUAUCGCUAUGUCAUCGAGCCCGAGGUGCAGUUCGAAGCGAGCGGCGUGCGUGCUGAGGGACCGCUGGCCAAGUUCAGCGGCUUGCCCGCCAAUCCGUUGCUGACGCAGCAGCUGCAAGUGCCCGAGAACUGGCUGGUGGAGGCAGUGCAUGCUGUCUACGAUCUGGACAACAUUAAGCUGCAUGACAUUGGCGGACCCGUGCACAGCGAGUUCGAUCUGGAGUAUUUGCUGCUGGAGGGACACUGCUUUGAUGCAGCUAGUGGUGCGCCGCCACGUGGUCUGCAGCUGGUGCUGGGCACCAAGAGCCAGCCUACGCUGGUGGAUACCAUUGUCAUGGCCAAUCUGGGCUACUUCCAGUUGAAGGCGAAUCCAGGCGCCUGGUCGCUGCGACUGCGCGAGGGCAAAUCCAACGAUAUCUAUGCCAUCAGCCAUGCCGAGGGGCCCAACACGCAGCAUCAGCCGCAAACGGAUGCAGUGCAGGUGCUCAUCACUUCGUUGCGCUCGCAUGUGACCAAGCUGCGCGUUUCCAAGCGCCCGGGCAUGCAACAAGCCGAGCUGCUCUCGGAUGACGCCACACCCGCGCAAGCGGGCAUUUGGAACAGCAUUACCAGCAGCUUCGGUGGCAGCAGUGGCGGCACUGCUGCUGAUGAGGAUGCGGAAACCAUCAAUAUCUUCUCGGUGGCAUCGGGACAUCUGUACGAGCGACUGCUGCGCAUUAUGAUGGUCUCGCUGCUGAAGCACACCAAGUCGCCGGUGAAGUUCUGGUUCCUCAAGAACUACCUGUCGCCACAGUUUACGGACUUUUUGCCGCACAUGGCCAAGGAGUAUAACUUCCAGUACGAGCUGGUGCAGUACAAGUGGCCGAGAUGGUUGCAUCAGCAGACCGAGAAGCAGCGCACGAUUUGGGGCUACAAGAUUCUCUUCUUGGAUGUGCUCUUCCCGCUCAACGUGCGCAAGAUUAUCUUCGUGGAUGCGGACGCCAUUGUGCGCACUGAUAUCAAGGAGCUCUACGAUCUGGAUCUGGGUGGCGCGCCUUAUGCCUACACGCCCUUCUGCGACUCGCGCAAGGAGAUGGAAGGUUUUAGAUUCUGGAAGCAAGGCUAUUGGCGCAGUCAUCUAAUGGGCAGGCGCUAUCACAUCUCAGCGCUGUAUGUGGUGGAUUUGAGGCGCUUCCGCAAAAUAGCAGCGGGAGAUCGACUGCGAGGUCAGUACCAGGCGCUGAGUCAGGAUCCCAACAGCUUGUCCAAUCUGGAUCAGGACUUGCCAAACAAUAUGAUACACCAGGUGGCCAUCAAGUCGCUGCCUGACGACUGGCUGUGGUGCCAGACUUGGUGCAGCGACACAUCCUUCAAGAGCGCCAAGGUCAUUGACUUGUGCAACAAUCCGCAGACCAAGGAGGCCAAGCUAACGGCUGCUCAGCGCAUUGUGCCCGAGUGGAAGGAUUACGAUGGCGAGCUGAAGGCGCUAAUGUCGCGCAUUGAGGAUCACGAGAAUCACAGCAGCAGCAGCAGUAGCACCCAGAAGGCUGAUGAUGAAGAUGCUGAGGAGACUGUGGUGUUUACAGAGCCGCCGCUGCCGGAGCAUGUGCAUGGCGAGCUGUGAUUUGAUGUGCACUGAUUUUAGGUAAUUUAAGCCAAAAGUCCUUUAACGUAUUUGAGCUAAAGAGCAGUAGCAGCAGGAGCAGCAGCAGCAGGAGCAGCAGCAGCAGUUAGAAAUUUUAAUUAGCAAUUAACUAAGCUCGAUUUUAAGUUUGCAUUCCAUGAGCCAUGAGCCUCUCCUAGCCAGGACUUGAAGUCUGCUGAAAUUAAUGAUGAAAAUAAAUGCAAA
Drosophila busckii is the source of this 5079-nucleotide messenger RNA. It is a transcript of the gene Uggt, whose product is annotated as UDP-glucose:glycoprotein glucosyltransferase. Bases 202 to 4854 code for a protein of 1550 amino acids. The record is from RefSeq and is a predicted model, not a curated record. Gene Ontology annotation, molecular function: UDP-glucose:glycoprotein glucosyltransferase activity. Gene Ontology annotation, cellular component: endoplasmic reticulum. NCBI's taxonomy places the organism in Eukaryota, Metazoa, Arthropoda, Insecta, Diptera, Drosophilidae. The transcript is spliced from 2 exons.